Messenger RNA from Tachysurus vachellii, 1209 nucleotides. RefSeq names its product apolipoprotein A-I-like. Gene Ontology annotation, cellular component: blood microparticle; extracellular region; high-density lipoprotein particle. Gene Ontology annotation, biological process: reverse cholesterol transport; lipoprotein metabolic process; very-low-density lipoprotein particle remodeling. The transcript has 4 exons. The record is from RefSeq and is a predicted model, not a curated record. Lineage: Eukaryota; Metazoa; Chordata; Actinopteri; Siluriformes; Bagridae. Bases 118 to 885 code for a protein of 255 amino acids. Gene Ontology annotation, molecular function: phosphatidylcholine-sterol O-acyltransferase activator activity; phospholipid binding; cholesterol binding.
UCAUCCACUAUUCGCUUACCUAUAUAACAACAGCCCUGUGUACUGUAUGCUCACAAGCAGACUGGUCUGAGGAAACAUUCAGCAGGAAAUUAACACAAAGAGCUGAAGACAACAAAGAUGAAGGUUUUCAUGGUGCUUGCCAUUCUUGCAUUUACAGGUUGCAAAGCCAACUUGUUCUAUGCUGAUGAGCCCAAACCACAGCUGGAGCAACUGACUGAUGCUUUCUGGGACUAUGUUGCCAAGGCAACACACACUGCUGAGGAAUCACUGAAAAUGAUUAGAGAGUCUCAGCUGGGCCAGGAAGUCAACUCUAGAAUUACAGAAGGUGCCAAUGCGGCCAGUCAGUAUGCUGUCAGUCUCCAGAAACAAGUCAACCCUCUGGCCCAGGAAUUCAUGUCCAAAAUCAGCAAGGAGGCUGAAGUUCUGAAGGAGCGUCUCGAGCAGGAUCUGACCACUGUGAGGGACAAACUGGAGCCCUAUGCUGAUGACCUGAAGACCCAAAUUCAGCAGAGAGUGGAGGAUAUGAGAGUAGCCGUGGCUCCCUAUGCUGAGUCCUUCGACUCUGAAGCUCUGAAAACUACUGUGCUGCAGAAGACAGAGGAGCUCAGAGGAAGUCUGGAGGAGAAAGUGAAGGAGCUGCAGUCCCAGCUGGAGCCCUAUACUGAUGAUCUCAGGCAGAAAGUAGAUCAGCAUCUGCAGGAAUUCCAGAAGACCGUGGCACCUCUGACUGAGGAUCUUCAGGCCAAGGUUGCUGAGAGAGCUGCUUUGGUUCAACAGGGUCUGGCUCCCUAUGCAGAGGACCUGAGAGAGAAACUGGACCCCUACGCCCAGAACCUGAAGGACCAGCUAACCUCUCUUUAUGAGUCCUACAUCAACACCAACUAAAUACUCCAAACACUACGUUUCACUCACUGGACUAUGUUUACAAUAAUGAAAACUACACAAUGAAAUAUUAAACAUCAAUUGUUCAGUUAGAUUGUAUGGCAUCUAACAAUUGUCUUAACAUUUCAAACAACAGUAUUUGCUAACGAUAUUUCUCAGACUUGCUAAAAAAAUGUAAGUAGAAUGAGUGAAAUAUAGCAUCUGUAUUUACAUCUGUAUGUUAGAACAUAAAUCUCUAUGUUCUUUGUAGAUUUCUUUGUUAUACAUCACUUCCAUUACUCGUAUUUAUACUACAAUAAAAAAUAAUAUCAUGUGUAAAGCAAUUAA